Messenger RNA from Cyclospora cayetanensis, 1077 nucleotides. RefSeq lists its product as uncharacterized. Gene Ontology annotation, molecular function: protein binding. Bases 1 to 1077 code for a protein of 358 amino acids. The transcript has 6 exons. The record is from RefSeq and is a predicted model, not a curated record. NCBI's taxonomy places the organism in Eukaryota, Apicomplexa, Conoidasida, Eucoccidiorida, Eimeriidae.
AUGGGCUUUUGCUGUAAACAAAUGCAAGCAACCGACGUGCAUGCCUGUACCUUUUUAGAAACGAGUAUUGCAAGGAAUCGCACUAGGGAAGCCACGGAAUAUUCCUUUUUUGAGUGUAUACAAAACGCGCCAGUCCCUGUUGAUGAUCUAUGCACAUAUUGGCUAUUACCAGCCCCCAAAACUGCAACUAUCAGUAAGGCGAUUUGGAAGACGGAUGCUCGCUCCAUAGGCGCUUUGAAACCGGACCUUGUACAAAAGGGCUCCUCCUGCGUCCAACCGCUAGUGCGGGCUAUAAAGGCACUUGCAAGAGGACGAACGGGGGCCCUUUCCGCUUUAAAGACAUAUUUUAGAAUGCCUCCGGCGCCUAAUGAGCAGAGUGCUGCAUUCCUUAAGGACGGCCUAAGCCAGCUGCAGAAGAUUCCUUCUGAUGGCCGUCUGUGUUGCGUGUCUCUCUCGUUGUCUAGCCGUGGUCUCUCCCAGCUGCUGUUAGUGUGCGACUUUAGCAAGUUACUCUGCCUCGACGUCUCGAACAACAAGCUGGAGUGUCUUUAUCCUGUGAGGCUUGCCGCAAACCUUGUGCACCUCAACGCCAGAAAUAACCUACUCAAGAGUGCAGCAGAACUCUCCGCCAACACAAAACUCCAGACUGCAGACCUCCGGAAUAAUCACAUCGAAGAAUUAGGUGACUGGCAGUUCAACGGCCGUCUGCGGGUUUUGCUGCUUGGAGGCAACCGGCUGGCAUCACUGGCUACCGGCAAUUUGAGCAGCAACAGUUUGUUGCGGGAGCUGGACAUAGGAGGCAACAACAUAUCCUCGCUCGAGCCCCUACCUUACUUGAAGUGUCUAGACACCUUAAAUGCCAGCAACAACCUACUCACAAAUCUCCAAGGCAUCCAAGGAGCGCCCAAUGUAGUAGUGCUGCACGCCGAGCUGGCCGCGGCAGAGGCUUUUGGCGACUUGCUUUAUGCCCGGCGGAGGGUUUGGGAGUCUUUAAUUCCCGAGGAGCCCUUUGUCGAUCGUCGCCUUGUAAAACUGGUGGGAGCAGGGGAGGCAAUAUCUCCAGCAACAAAGCACUAG